AUGACUCACUUCUUCGACCUGCCGCGCGAGUUGCGGGACCAAAUCUACGCUCAGUACGUCAUCAUUGACGGCGGCUAUAUCCUGGACUUCAACAGCAACACUCUCAAGGCCGCUAAUAACGAACGUAUCGAUCUCGCUUUCAUGCUUACUUGCAAAGCUAUCGCCAAAGAAUUAAAACCUAUACCGUUUCUGGUCAACACCCUGAACUUUUCCACGGUACAACCGGAAGAGCAUCGUGCCACUACUGGUCGCUUCGGUUGCUUGCUUGCAGCUGUACACAUGUUGCCAGGGGAAACACUGCACAGAAUCUUCCCCGAUACCUUGAGUGUUCCCGAUGAUGUCUGGGAGGAGAUCUCAAAAGUUGAUCCAAAGUUCGCGCCGUACGUAGAGGCGAUCAAGGGCAGGUCCGCCAAAGUUCCACAUCGGGUUCAUGGUCGGCGGAUGUACCGUAACGUCGGUCCGUCUGGCUCCUGCGGCGAGACACCAUCCGUUUUCCGCAAGUUCGCCCAUUCUGCCGUGCGAAUUAUUCUGGAUCACAAAGAUCGCUUGGAUCCUGAGCAAUAUGCCAAGUUCAACGGCUUUGAGGGGCUAGUCGACGUCCAUCUGGAUCCCUGGGAAAUCCCGACUCCCAAACGACUCGAGGAGCUCGUGUCUUAUCUACCAAAGGAACUGGCAGAAAGGCUCUCCAGGCGUUGGGGUAUGACAACCACACACUUUCUCAACCCAAGCCUGAUCAAGUGGCGUUACUCAGCUGCAGCUGCAGCCAUUCGGUUCCUCAAAUCUUUGUCAAAAGAAUCCCGGUCAGACAUCAGAAAUAUCAUACUCAGGGAAGAGCGGAUUUCCGUCGGAUUUACGGAAUGUCAUGGGCUUGGGUUAAUCCCUUUCUGCCAGGAGAACCCUCGGCUCCGCGUGGAACGACGGGUCAGCAUGUGGAGGAUGGUCUUGCCCACAACCAUGACCUUCCACAAUAUCCAGGGUAUAGCGAUGGAGAUCAGGACCGACGAAUAUUCCAUAACGAAACAGGCCUCCUAUCAGGUGGCUCUUUGGGUCAUGGAGGCAUUGGAAACGCAGCGGGCGGGAAUGCCACCGGGCUCGUUCACGCUUACCCUCGAAGGGGACUCUUCGUGCUCGGAGCUCUUCCGAGAAAUGGUCCAGUGGAACGCGGCUUGGCAAGAAGCAGUUGAUCUUUGCCUCGAGCGGAACAUUCUCCCCCCUUUACGGUGGGAUGUCAGGCGAAGAGAUGCGAGGGACUGGAGCUACGCCUUGAACCACUACCUAUACAUACCUCAGCCGGACGAUCCAGAUGGGGAACAUGACGUCUCGGACAAUUCGUGGUACGUGUGUGAGGGUUUCCCGCAGAUGAUCCAUGACAUCGUGGCGGGGACCUCCCUCGUCAAGUGCGACUUCAACGUGGAUGGUGAGUGGGACGUGGAGUGUCUAAUCGAGGAGUCCAAGGAGUGGACUAUGCACCAGUGGAAAAGGGGCUGGUAUGAAUAUCUCUCGAAGCAGCAUUUUCAUCCGGAUCCGCCUCUGCCCAACUGGUGGCAGCUCCUUGCCGAGGACACGACGGAGCCCGGGUUCCCGAGAGUGUUCCCGAGGCCGUGA
Molecule: messenger RNA, 1605 nt
Organism: Colletotrichum karsti
Lineage: Eukaryota; Fungi; Ascomycota; Sordariomycetes; Glomerellales; Glomerellaceae
Exons: 1
Coding region: 1-1605 (534 amino acids)
Source: RefSeq, a predicted model, not a curated record